Messenger RNA from Thrips palmi, 7718 nucleotides. RefSeq lists its product as uncharacterized. The record is from RefSeq and is a predicted model, not a curated record. The transcript is spliced from 7 exons. Bases 5168 to 6763 code for a protein of 531 amino acids. Lineage: Eukaryota; Metazoa; Arthropoda; Insecta; Thysanoptera; Thripidae.
CUAGCGCGGCCUGCAGCAGCUCGCGAGGCGCGCGCCAGGGCGGCCCCCCGCUCGCCACCAGCAAGAGCGAGGACAGGGCCUCGGUGGAGCGGGGGUCUUCCACGGAGGGCAAGGCCAACGAGAUAUGCCCCUGGGAAGACGAGGAAAGCUGUAAGGUGGACGAGCCGUUUACGAAAAAAUACUCCCAUUUUGGAUACUUGUAACACAUUUGGCCUUUAAAUUUAAUGUUUCUUUUGUAUGUAUAAGUCGGACUAUGUACCUUUAAACUGUAUCAAAGGAUUGGUUGUGAAGACUAUUAUGAGCACAAUGCAAGGAACAAUCAAGUAACACAGAACGUCAGAAGGGGUGUGAGCUCGACGGAGUCAGUGUGCAAUGUGACUGACAGACUGACCCCUGCGACGGCAACUCCCGCGCGUCUCCGUGAUGUGGAUCCCCCUCCCUUUUCGUUGUCGGUCCCGCUUUCUCGCGGUCCAGGCUUCCUGCACUGGUAGAACUGUAAAGUCUUCUGCAUGCUUGGUUGAAGCGCGCCACUGCGCUUGGGUUCUACCAGUGCCCCAGCGACCACUAGGUGUGCCAAACUCAGUGCGGGAGAGACGCCCUCGCGACCAGCUGCGCGACUUGGGUCCGCUGUGCCGCGCCAGUUCGAGGCAGUCCGAGGCAGCCGUGCCAACGCAGUCGCACCGCUUUCGUAGAGGGCGGCGCGUACAGUCGCGCUAAACGCCCUUUCCCUCUUCGCUUUCGGCAAAGUCGCCAGCCUGGCCGUACGACGCCCAUCGGCGGGUAGUCUCGUGACUUUGAAACCUCGCGACCGUGAUCGUAGUGCCGAGCCGGGCGAGGGACUCCCGGAGCAUGGCGGCCAUGUCAACCGGCCAGCCAGCCAGCCUCGAGGAAGACGCGCUCCGGCAGGCUCGCCGUCGAACCUGAGCCCUGAGGCGGUCCCUGCGGCGGGGGCGCCCCCCCGAGGCGGCACACUGCUCCACCGCCACCGAGCCCCGCCCGGCCGGCCUCCACUCAGUCUAUAAGGCAGUCCUUCCCCGCGGGAGACACAUAUAUAGUCCACCAUUAUUCAUCCUAGUGUGCGCACGUUUUAUCUAUCCUACUCUAGCGAUGUGUGUGUGCGUGUGUGUGUGUGUCGUAGGUGCACCCUAGCACGGUGGUGUGAGGGAUGGCUGGCGCCGCGGUGUGCCGCCCGUCUUGACAGGGAGCGGGGCCCGUCCUGCAAGUCUGCCACACUGGCAGAGCCGCGCGGCAGCUCGAUCCUGAAGGGCUGGCCGCCUAGCCACUCGAAACUGCGCCAGGGCCGCCGCCUCCCCGACAGGCACGGCGAGACACACCAGGGCGGCCGCCGCCGCGGCGCGCAGCUUGUUGAUCCUAUUUAAGAUUUGAUACCUUUCUCUUAUAAAAAAAUUCAAAAAAAUAAUGGACAAGUAGCUUUAUAUUACUUCUCAAACGGUUGGCAAACACAAAGGAGCGUGUUUUCAAUAUAUAACCAUAUGAAUACUUUGCUUUGUGUCAAAAUAUAACCAUUUAGUAUCCUAUUACUCUAUCAUGAUUAUCAUUAUAUAAUGUGUAUUAACGUAACAAAUAUUCUUAAUCUCGUAAUCUUUAGUGUUUAAGGAUAGCUCCCGGAACGUCUGCCUUAUUGACUCUUUUAGUUCCUCCGCCUUCUGACUUUAGUUGCAGCAGUCAAGUAGUUUUGAUUGUGGUGGGUGAUGGCUCGGGGCAGGGGGGUAAGCGCGCCCAACUAAGACGGAGAGACAGGUCUCCGUCAAGGCCUCCCCCUGCCGCCACGCCAUCGCUCGACAGACCUGUGUCGACUGCAUCUCACCAUCGGGCACUGCCAGAGCUGGCACGCCGGGCGCGAGGAGCCCAGCCUGGUGUGAGUGGCCCAAGUUUCGACUUUCCCCGAAGUUGAUCGAGUCAAAAACCGAACGUCUCGCCUGCCACCCGCCCCUGGCUGGGACGCACCCAAUGUCGAACGAGGCGUCUGUCCCGCAUCCUCCACCCCUCUAGUCUCACGCACAGUAGCAAAACCACACCUGAACCCAGUUUGGACUUGCUUUGGAGCAGUCAUGGUUUUCGUUCACAUCGGAAACCCCCUUUUGUAAUUUUCUCCUGAUCCACAUCGCAAGGGCGCGGGACCCGUCUGUGUUGCAGCCAUUUUCCAUGCGGGUCAUGUCGAGGCCGAUUUUAAUCAGUGUCCCAGCACUGCCUCAUGGCCUCAUGGACCGCGCCGUCACGAGUCUGUGUUACUUGGGAGGGGUGUACUUGUGUUUACCCGCACACGGUGCUUUUUCUAAAAAAAAAUAAAUAAUAAUGCCGUCUUUUAAGCAUAGUGUGAUAUAGAUAAUGCACUUGUGUGUAAAAGUGCCGUUUCGCAGUUGUUGUAAAAAUAUUCACGCGUAAUUUCUGGGAUUCUCAUUUUUUUUAAAUAGAAUUUGGAACUCCUUUCGGGAUCUCUGUAGUACACGCGAAUAGGGAAAACCGGUACAGGUCACAGGUGAGGUGUGUUUCUUGUUUGGUAUGUGCUUCGUGAUUGUUUCAAUGAACUGUUGGUGAUCCUCGUGGGUUUCGAGGUGAUAGGUGAUAGCAAGGGAUUGCCCAUGUUAUCACCCUUACUCGAGGCUUUUGCUGACUACAGGCCACGCGAUGGCCCAAGCGGGGAAUACUCUAAAAAAAGGCUUUUUGUGUUAACUAUUGCGCAAUGGUUCGGGUGGUUUUUUUCAGUGCGGUACAUCUUUGCACGGAAAGGGACGGUGACAAUAUUUAAAACUAGGAAAUUUCUAAAUUGUUGCAAGUACUUACCAAAAAAUGUGUUUUAGUUAUGUUUCCCUCUUGGCACACCGAAUCCGCGGGGUCGAGGUGUCAUCGUAGAGGGUGUGGUGCUAUGGCGAGGCCACGUUGAGAGCCAGUCAAGUGACGGAAUGCCGUUUGCGUCCUUUGCAAAUGGCUGGAGUCGCCUGGCAAGCUGCCAGCUCGGGUCCUCAGCCACACUUAGGAGCAUAUCAUUAUAAAUGAUUUUUCAUUUUGUAUUUCUUGGCAUGCUAAUAGGAAUUGAUGUGCUGUCCUAGACGUGUUCGCUGUUUUAAGGUGGUAAAUUGCUGGGAUUUGAGAAUUCUGUCAGUAGCAGCUUCGAGAAGUUUUGUUUUGAUUAAAUCCAUAAACGGUACUAGUUUCUAAGGGACUUGAUCACUUUUUAAAUGCACAACAUUUCUAACCUCUAUUUGCGUUUUGAUAAAGGUUUCUUUCGUGUAGGAUGUGCCUUAAUGUAUUAAGACGCACUGACUAUACGCCAAUGUCGCAGACGUCAAAUUUUGUGCCGCUGAAAUUUUAAAUAAAACUCCAGGUGCUACAGUAAAAUUCACCCUUGAGCAAAAUCUAUGUAUGACUAGCAUGAAAAUUAUAGAAAAUUUUAAUCUUCCGGAUUUUAGCUAUUAUUUCUGAUUAGAAAAUUUCGCUCUACUCUAAAGAUGGCCACUGAUUACUCAGUAUUUUAAAAUCAAGAGCUUUGGAUUUUUUAGGCUUAGACCAAGCCUUUCUGUUUAGGCAGCCACCCGUCUGCAAGAUUGUACCAUAGCUGAUCUAGUUAAAGGUGUACAUACCUCUCAGUCGAGGAAAAUCGGGCAUUGUGGUCAAGUGAUGUGAGUAUGUCGUUGUGUCGACGGCAGUCGCUUUUGGGUAGGGGCAUACUUUUUAUAUUGUUGUAUCAUAGUUCUUUGUCGCGGAUUAUUUUGUAAGAUGGCCUAUGUACCGUGUUUAUAUUUCGGUUUGUGACGACUUAAAAGCUAAUGAACCAAGAUUUAAUUGUUGAUAUUGCCAUUUGUAGAUUAUCGUUCGUACGAGUUUUCGAAGGACUUUACUUUGUGUGAAGACGUAAAUGAUCGUUAAUAUAAACAAAUAAGUGUGAUUCGUAUUAUAGCGUGGCCGAUUGUCAUAUUCAAUCAUAUUCAAACUUAUUUUGCCUGGCAAUUAUCAAACGUUCCACUCGAAACAUUUCUGUGAAACAAAAGCAUUUCUGCGGCAAAGCGUCUCCCCUUUCGCGUUGCGAUGGGAACGAGACUAGAACACGCCGGCUGUUGGACGAUCUGACGAAACCUGAAGCCGUUUGUAACACCAAGUAGGUUGUAUUACUCAAAGAGACUGUUGAGAUCUGCUAUCACUCUCCAUGACUGUUUUAUAAUGGCACGUAAUUGCUCUUAUUAUGAUUCAAAAUUGUUUUCAUUUCCUUCUCCUUUUUACUUUUUUAAAUGAACGACAUUUUGAAGGUAUGGCGCGAAAACCUACAAUGACACUCAUGUCGAGCAGUUUCAAGGAAAUAGAGACUUGAGAGUUACUUCUUUCGGGCGUCGAACCCUUUUCAGAGUAACCCUUGGCAGUCUAGGCAACAGCUCAAUGUCCCGCAAAAGUACAAUCUACAAAUUGAACCAUAGAUUCAUUGAGAGUGGUAGCUGGAUGGAUCGGGGAUAAUUUUUGGCACGAUUUUUGUGAAGGCGAGCGGCGAUCCCUUGUAUCGACUUAAAAAUGAUAGGAGUACUGUAAUAGAUUUAAGAUGGUAGAAGGAGAAAACCGUUCUUUCAGCCGAAGAUAUUUGUUUAGUGAUAGACGUGCUCUCAAAAUACCAGUUUUUCUUUUCGGUGUAAUUUCAAUAGCAUCAUACGGAAUAACGGUAUUGUCUGUAGUAAAUCAUGAUGGUAUAUAGGCAACUUAAGUCUUUUAAAUAUAUUAAAUACAGUUUAGCUACGUGACAACUUGUGUCUUUUUUCUCCAGCUCCUUUCCUAACAUUUAGAAACGAUUUGAUUGUACAUUACGACCCAUGAGAUGGAGUCUCGAUUCCCGCCACGGUUUAAAACUCGCGCCACCACUGGGGCCCGGCAGCUGACCAAUCAGGGCUUGGCAACAACUACCAACCUACGCAGACGGCUUGGACAUUGAACAGAUUUAAGAUAUCCUAUUAAAACAAAACAUGAAUCAUAAGCGACAAUUUAAACGUACAUAUUUUGUUUUGGGUAACCUCCGACUGAGGUUGGUUUUCAGACUGUAAAGAUUAAAGUAGUGAAAAUUUUUGCCCAUAAUGGUGGCAAUAUGUGCAAGUUUGAAUCACCACAACUAACGCAGGCCGGCCUGGCUUUGUUUGUGUUUGUGUUUUGAUUGACAGAUUGACAGAAAAUGACGUCGAAGUCUUGUUGGGUUUUGGAUUUCCGAGUGCUGACAUUCCUUGUCUGUUGCGUGACAUCCCAAGAAAAUGGUGUACCUCUCCGGCCAAGGGAAUUGGUGUCCCUUUUGGAAGAGGGUAAACAGCAGUAUAACCUGGUGCAAAUGAAAACAUCUAUGCCUUCUUUUGGGAGCUGCUGGAAGGAUGCUGUUGAGAGUCUGCACCAAGGCUGUCAGCAUCUCAAUGACAACACCCAAAGUGACAUUGCCUUAGGAUUCGCCAACUGUUUCCUCCAAGGAGCAGGCCUGGCCAAGCAUGAAUGCGCUCCUGGGGACUCUGCAGCAAAGCGCAACGACUUGUGUCUGAGCAAAAUGUCAGAGAGGGCGUUCAUCGCCUACACUGAAUUCUUCACUCAUACACAGUCCAUGUGCUUCUUCAUCAUGAGCCAAGUGUGGCAUGAGGAGACAGAGAAGACCAUCGACAGGCUGUCCACAAGUGCUGCUGAUGUUGCCCGACAACUUGAGGCAUCUGAACAAGUUCAAGAAGAACUCCUAAUGCACCAACGCCAGAGUCUAGCGAUUCAAGGAGAGCUUUUAGAAAAUGGUGCUAACCUGGGAAGCAUGCUACAUGAGUCGAGGGAUAGCCUGAAUCUCAUCUUUUCCGAGUUCAGAGAAUCCACUGUGGAACAGCAGCGUUUACUUAGUAUGGUUUUCCAUCAUUUGUCAAUACUGCAGUCCUGGAUUGUCGGGGAAGUUUCCUGGGUGGAUGCCAUUGCAUUUUACAUCCCAAGUUUUGCAUUUGUGUACUUUUUAACAUCAGCACAGAGAACAGCAAGUGCUCGCAUACCGGGCCUUUUAAUGCUGCUUCUUGCUGGCCUUAUCGAACGUUUCAUAUCCUAUGUGCUUCUGGCUGACAGCGCAGAACCAACCUCUUUCCAGCCUGUUGAUGUUAUUAACGAAAGACUAAGAUGGUGGGUUUGGUUGGUACGGCGUUGUGCUGUUGCAUCAAAUACCAUGCUGCUCUUGGUAACUUUGUAUCGUUACCGAAACCGUGAAGAGGUAAUGCAUCAAUUGCUGGAACAAAUUAAGAGUCAAAAUGAGCAACUGCUGAAAUACUUACACAAAGAAGGAAUAAAACUGGAUCUAAAUGGAACAAGUCCAUCAAGAAUAUUUGAUGAUACCGACGGAGUGAAUGGAUUAGGAUACAUGCCUAUCUUGACAAGUUCUUCCUCCUCCUUGUCGGGGCCAGUUUUAACAAGAUCUUCCUCAUCCCUGUCUGAGCGAGCUGUGACUCCAAGCCUGAUGGAAUCUCCUGUGGUAAAGCCAAUCCCCCAAACACCCCCUACUUCAAAUGGGCUUAAUUCAUCGCUGAGAAUGAUGGGUAGAGGCAUUCCAACGGUCCAGUCAGCAUUCAAGCCCAUCAGAGAGGACCAUCUUCUCGAUGUCUCUGAUGUCAAUACUUCUACUGAGGAGCAAACUUCAAUCUCCAUCGUGAGUCCCUCGACUGCACGCUCCAAAGCCAGGACAAAAACCCAAGUAAAAAGUGAUAGCCCUGCAAGCACAAGAUAUAAUUUGCGAAGAAGUAGACUUUCCUCUGCCUCUCCAGCCUGAAGCAAAUCAAAAGUGUACAUAAGCAUGAUUUGUAUUUUUAUGUACCGCUGUUUUAAUGCACCGCACAUAUUGAUUGUAAUCUUACAUUCUACUUUAAGUUUUUGGCCGUUUAAGCUUUUAUGUCUCGAUCACAGAGAUAAUCUACCUUGUAAAGGUUGAUGCUUGCUGAAUGCAGGUUAGCAAAAUCUGUCUCCCACUUCCCACUUACUGUUGCGUGCCAAACGAAUGCCAAGUUUGAGAACUUUAGACAAUUCUUUCAUUCCUUUUCCUUUUAAGUUUUAUAAUUUCCUAAGUCUUCCCACCUUUUGUAAGCCUUAUGCCUGAAUACUCCUCUUAUGUUUCAUAAGACUGAUUAUUUAAAUGGAAGGCACUUAUUCUGCUUAGUUUUAUCCUGUAUUAUGGAUCUGCUUUACCUUUGCUCCUGAUAUGUUGUGAAACAACAUUGAAUAAGAAUACUGUUUUAUUAGUAAGUGAAACCAUGUCUAGUCAUGCAGUAAUACUUUUACAAAUGUACUAACAUCUGUAUUUGUUUUUAUUUAAUUUAACCAUCUCAUGAUUGUUGCUGGUGGAUGUGUCUAACUACCACUCUAGUGUUAGAAUGUACUUAUUUUUCUGGUAUUUCCAUUUACCAUUUGUGCAAUUUACUCGUUAUACUAUGUAUUUUUGUCUGGUAUUUUUAUGUAACCAAUGUGCAAUACACUCGCAUACAAUGUAAUUUUUUUCUGGUAUUUUUAUGUACCAAUAGUGCAAUGGACUCUGUAAUCUAAUGUGAUUUUUGCCUGUAUUUUUGUGCACUUAUUGUGCAUUGCUUUUUAUACGCCUCAUGAGUGUUGUUUAAUUUAUGUCCACAUGAACAUGUGAGCACAAACAUGGGAUCCCAAUGCCCUCUUUUCUUAACUUGUGCCUUAUGAUUAGGUCUUUUUACUAAUUUUUCGAAUGCAUUUAAAAGUGUUGA